AUGCACCCUCAGAAUGGCGCGAGGAACAAGAACAAGAUCGAUAAGCGCGACUUCGACGCCAACAGGCCUCUUUUAGCCGACCAUGACAGUAUGGAUGAGGAGACCGCACCGAUAUCCAGACUAUCUGCAGACAGCGAUGCCACAGAUCAACCGGGCGAAGGCUUGCUCAACCAUGUGGUUGAGAACAUAGUUGAGCGAGACCGGCAAAAGAUGAAGAAGGAAAUCAUCCGAAUACUGAGCUUUGUAUGGAGUGUCGUAAGCUGUCUCGGUGCCGGUAGCAUCACCGCGUUUUCUUUGUACGGACCGCUCCUACUCACCCGCUUACAUUAUUCGCAAGACCGCGUUAAUGGAGUAGCCGUUGCCGCCGAGGUGGCCAUGUACCUACCCGUGCCGAUAUUCGGGUACAUGUGCGAUCGGUACUCUCCGUCGCCCGUUUCGCUGCUUGCCGGCAUCUUCUUUGGCGCGGGAUAUCUACUUGCUGCACUGGCUUAUAGGAGCGGUCCUCCCGUAGACGUGGGCGGAUCCGGGUGGCCAUAUUGGGUCAUGGUUGCAGCUUUUGUCUUGGUGGGCAUGGGAACCUGUUGUCUCUAUGGUGCCGCCGUGACGGCUUGCGCGAAGAACUUUGGCAGGGGGAAAUACAAGGGUAUCAUGUUGGCAGUGCCUAUCGCGGCGUUUGGAUUGAGUGGCAUGUGGCAGAGCCAGAUUGGUAGUCGUCUGUUGUGUGAGAGACGGCCGGAUGGCUCAUGUGGUGAUGCGGUAGAUGUCUUUCGCUACUUCAUCUUUUUGUCUGUCAUGUUACUCGUCAUUGGUCUAGGCGGCACUGUAGCGCUGCGUAUAGUCGACGAUGAGGAAGAAGAGAAGUAUAUCGACGAGGCUGUGUCGGAAUUGGAGCGGAGUGGUAUAUUGGGAGAGGAUGGCUUUUUCCGUCCCCGUGAAGAAGUUAGAGCGGCAUAUGGGACGUUUCAAAGAGAAGAUAAUGAUGCUUCCGCGGCCGACGACGAUGAUGAUAACAGGUCUAUGACGCUCUCGGAAGAAGAGCGUCAGAAGAAGAAUUGGCUUCUGAACCAAGAGACCAGGCUGUUCUUCAAGGAUCAUACUAUGUGGUGGCUCGCUGCAGGGUUUUUCCUUGUGACCGGCCCGGGAGAAGCAUAUCUGAACAACCUGGGGACGGUUAUCCAUUCCUUAACCCCAAUAUCAUACCCUCUCCUGUCACCACCACCAGCCGGCUCAGCCUCAACACACGUUAGCAUAAUCGCCAUCACAUCAACAAUAGCGCGUCUCUUUGUCGGCUCGAUCACAGACAUCUUCGCGCCUCCAGCCACCCACCAAUUCAUAUAUAGCCUUGACAACCCAAAUCGCCAGCCGGUACCACACCCCACCAACCGAGGAUACAAAGGCAUCACCAUGUCCCGCCUCACUUUCCUUCUUCCCUCCGCCUUCAUACUUUCUCUGGGCUUCCUCAUUCUCGCCUCCCCACUGAUAACAGCCCACCCGGCCCUAUUCCACCUCACCAGCGCUUUCGUAGGCUUUGGUUAUGGUGCCUCCUUUGCCCUAAUGCCCAUCAUAAUCUCCGUGGUAUGGGGCGUUGAGAAUUUCGGCACUAAUUGGGGUAUUGUAGCUAUGGUGCCUGCUGCGGGAGCUGCAUUCUGGGGGUUUGUCUACUCAAAAGCGUAUCAGGGUGCUAUUGACCCGAUAAACGAGCCUGUAGAUCGGCUGGGACAGUGUAUUGGGUGGAGAUGUUUUGGGUUUUGGGCUGUGGGUUGUAUGAUUAGUGUGUGGAUGGCGAUUGUUGUUUGGAUGGUUGCUUGGAGAGGGUGGAGGAAGAGGGGUGUUGUUGUGUAG
Molecule: messenger RNA, 1842 nt
Organism: Talaromyces atroroseus
Lineage: Eukaryota; Fungi; Ascomycota; Eurotiomycetes; Eurotiales; Trichocomaceae
Product: putative transporter mch1
Exons: 3
Coding region: 1-1842 (613 amino acids)
Biological process (GO): transmembrane transport
Cellular component (GO): membrane
Molecular function (GO): transmembrane transporter activity
Source: RefSeq, a predicted model, not a curated record